UUUACCCAAUUUUAGAACCAAAAGAGAAGAAAACAGUCAAAAGAGAGUUUUUCCCAUUUGAGCAAUGGCGGACGCAGUUGAGAUGCCUAGAGUAAAGCUGGGAAUUCAAGGACUUGAGGUCUCUAAAUUAGGUUUCGGCUGUAUGGGGCUCACCGGAGUCUAUAAUUCUCCUGUUCCUGAGGCGGAAGGGAUUGCAAUAAUCAAGGAGGCUUUUGGUAAAGGAGUCACAUUUUUUGACACAUCAGAUGUUUAUGGCAUGGAUCAUGCAAAUGAAUACUUAGUUGGAAAGGUAACUACAGACAAUUGGUUUCACAUGAAUCAUGAACAUCAAAAGAUGCAUUUUUAUUAUUAGAAACAUCCAUUACACUUUCCAUGGAAUGUUGUAUAAACAAAACAAAGAAAGUGGAGUACAAGAUGAUCUUCUUUAUUUUUCCAGCUUGAUGAUUCUCGAAUGAUCUUAACAUGAUAAAACAGUGAACAUGUAAGAUAUAAUAAACUUGUGUAUGCAUCAAUUAUAGAUGUUCAUGUGUAAAAUUAUCUCCUUCAGCUAAAAAGAGAGAAGGGUGGAGGUGGGGAAGAGGCAUGAACGGGAAAAGUACUUGAAAUCCCCUCAUCUUCACUAGGU
Solanum stenotomum is the source of this 625-nucleotide messenger RNA. Its product is annotated as perakine reductase-like. Gene Ontology annotation, cellular component: cytoplasm. The coding region runs from base 65 to 352 and encodes 95 amino acids. The record is from RefSeq and is a predicted model, not a curated record. Lineage: Eukaryota; Viridiplantae; Streptophyta; Magnoliopsida; Solanales; Solanaceae. The transcript has 2 exons.